UUUAGUUGGCCUUUCGCUUUCCCUGCCACCGUCUUAAAAGUACCCAACGCGCCUCUGCCACCUUCCUUCCACUGUAAAAAGAUGGAAGGAGGGCAUAUUUCUUUCUUACAGCAUGAUAUCAGGGAGUAUGGGGCGUAUUGGAGGCCAUCAUAGGCCACUGCACCAGCUUUCCUACUCACACUGUUCAAAGCUUAUACGGCAGGGAGUGAGGCAAGAGAGUUCGCUCACUGUCACCAGCGGCAGAUGGCCACUCUUCUCCACCUACUCAUCUUCCACCUCUUUCUUUACUCUGCAUCAAGAGCUCAGAUGCCUGGUUUUUUAAGUUUGGACUGUGGAGGAACAGAUAAUUAUACAGAUGAAAUUGGGCUUGAGUGGACUGCUGACAAUCAGAUUACUUUUGGUCAGACUGCCAGCAUAUCUGUUCCAGGUGAGAAGAGAAGGCAAUAUAUGAAAGUACGAUACUUCCCUGCGGACAGCAAGAAGUACUGUUACAUGUUGAGCAUGAAAGUUAGAACCCGCUACCUCAUAAGAGCAACUUUCUUGUAUGGGAACUUCGAUAGAAGCAAUGUUUAUCCAAAGUUUGACAUAUCUCUUGGGGCAACUUAUUGGUCGACCAUUGUGAUAUCUGAUGCAAACACUAUCGAAGUUCAAGAGGUAGUUAUGUUAGCAUCUUCUCCAACAGUUAGUGUGUGUCUAUCAAAUGCCACUACGGGGCAACCAUUUAUCUCAACACUUGAGCUUCGGCAGUUCAAUGGUUCUCUAUACUAUACAACAUAUGAAAAUCAAUUCUUUCUCUCUCUGGCCGCAAGAAUAAACUUUGGUGCAGGGAGCAGUGAUCCUGUAAG
Musa acuminata subsp. malaccensis (wild Malaysian banana) is the source of this 845-nucleotide messenger RNA. The record is from RefSeq and is a predicted model, not a curated record. Lineage: Eukaryota; Viridiplantae; Streptophyta; Magnoliopsida; Zingiberales; Musaceae.